Messenger RNA from Vespa velutina, 569 nucleotides. RefSeq lists its product as uncharacterized. NCBI's taxonomy places the organism in Eukaryota, Metazoa, Arthropoda, Insecta, Hymenoptera, Vespidae. The coding region runs from base 1 to 492 and encodes 163 amino acids. The transcript has 3 exons. The record is from RefSeq and is a predicted model, not a curated record.
AUGGAGAUCGACGUCAGCAUGAUUAUCGGAUAUGUGAUGAAAUUUAAUUACGUCCUGCCCUAUAACGCCUCCUACUUGACGGAUUCAUUCGUACGGUAUGAGAGAUCGAUCGACCAUGACGAUUCCGUGAAGGAGAACAAUGGAUUUGACAUUCGAACAUCGAAUAUACUUGAUUCACCGACCACAUCCAGGUGGGAACUCUACGAGAUCCUCGAAUCGAUUUUGGAAAAUUCACACUAUGGCAAAGUCUGCCUUUUAAGAAUGAUUUGCGAGGUUGCUGAUGUACCAUUUAAUAGAAUGCACGGACUUGCAGGACAAUUAUUUUAUGUACUUCUCACGCCUUCAACAACGUCCGAUACGUUUAGAACGCAUGCCGAUCAGGAAUAUCACGGUGCAGAAUUGGCAGGUCGACAAAAUCCCGAGCGAUGUCAGAGUAUAUUUUCCGAAUGUCCGGAAAGUCUGCUCGAAUACUUUACCGAGAUUCGAGAAUAAUUUAUCGCUUGAACGUUGUCGUUUUGCGUAUGCAUCGGCGUUAUAGCGUUUGCAAACGUCCGUUCGAACUCAUUCGC